AUGAAUUUCUACAAGCAGAAACUGCUGCACCCGGCGCAGCUAAAAAAGCUCAGCGAUCACAAGUACUCCUGCUCCAACAUCAGCCUGAUGGAUCCGUUCCUGCAACCGUGGUGGUGUUGGCUUGUCUCGAAGGUGCCACUGUGGCUAGCACCCAACCUCAUCACAAUAGUCGGGCUGAUCAUCAACAUCAUCACAACGCUAACUCUGAUCUCGUACAGCCCAACUGGCCGCGAGGAACCCCCGAGAUGGGCAUCGGCUUUGUGCGGUUUGGGGCUUUUCAUUUACCAGAGCUUGGACGCGAUCGACGGGAAACAGGCUCGCCGUACUAAUUCGUCAUCACCGCUGGGUGAGCUGUUCGAUCACGGUUGCGAUUCAAUUUCGACCGUCUUCGUCGCUCUCUCAGCGUGCAUCUCGGUUCAGCUCGGGUAUUAUCCUAGCUGGAUGUUCUUCCAGUGUUUCUGCGCCAUGACGCUGUUCUACUGCGCACACUGGCAAACGUACGUGUCCGGUACGUUGCGUUUCGGCAGGAUCGACGUUACCGAGGCUCAGUGCACGAUCAUCGGUAUUCACAUGAUAUCGGCCAUCUUUGGACCGUCAAUCUGGAUGACCAAACUACCGUUAAUGGGGGGCAUGGACAUAAAAACGAUCCCGCUCUACUUUGCCGUGUUUGUGUUCGGGCUGCUCGCGUAUCAGAACUCGGCCGUUAUCUUUACCGGUGGCGUGGGCAAGAACGGAUCCACCGUCGCUGGCACAAGCGUGCUGUCUCCUAUCAUCCCGUUCCUGUUUGUUGUCCUGCCUGCGUACGUGAUUUCGCAGAAGUCCACCGAUCAAAUCUACGAAAACCAUCCGGCUCUGUACAUUCUGGCGUUUGGUAUGAUCACGGCUAAGGUGACGAACCGGCUGGUGGUCGCGCAUAUGACGAAGAGCGAGAUGGAGUACUUCGAUCUGGGACUGAUCGGACCAAUGUGUCUGUUCCUGAACCAAUACUUCAACAGCUUCCUGCCAGAGUACUACGUGCUGUGGUUCUGUCUGCUCUGGUGCACCUUCGAUCUGAUACGCUACUGCGGGCAGGUUUGCCUGGAAAUUUGCGACUAUCUGAAGAUCGAGCUGUUCCGCAUACCCUACCCACCGAAACCGGUCAUGACAUCACAAGGUACGAACCCUCCUCAUCACCACCACCACAACCAUCACAGUCACGAUAGCAAAAACGAAGUGGAUGAGCUCCAGCAGCAACAGCAACCGAACCUGAACAACAACGUACGCUCCUACCCAACGACACCGGUGCGCAAUUUAACCGUCCCACUCGGCAUGGGCAAUCGCUCUGCUUCGGAGGACAGCUCCAGCCCGCGCGUUACACCCUCUUCUUCACCCCGGAAGCCACACCGUGUUUGAGCGCUUCCGGAAGUCACGGGGAUGUAAAAAUGGCGGUGCAUCGAUAGCACGCAGGAACCAGAAACACGUCUAGGUGAUGGCGAUAGAUAGAAUUAAUUGUAACUUGCCACGGGUGGCCCACGUGGAGAGAGGGAGCGUGUGUGUUACGUCCACCGAUUUAUUCCAUCGUCUCGGUGGUAGCUUGUUACCUUGUAAAAUGUGCUGCAAAUUGGUGCGACGAUGCACGUGGUGUCUGUGUAACGAUUAUAUAACCACCCAAGGCAGGUCCUGUAGGAGACUUUAGCUCAUUAAUGCUUGCUGCUGUUUCGCAAAACCCCAGAACCAAGCCGAAAACUAGACAAAAAAGACAUUAGAAACAUGAACCGCUGCCGCCGUAUAACGAGGACGAUGAGUACGAAAAACCCUUCGCGUAGGAAGGACGAAAAGGGGCCGGCGUACAGCGGCGCCAUGAUGCUGCUUAGCCGUGAUACUAGUGUUUAAAAGUAGCAAAAUCGAAAUCGCCUGCAUCACACAUGCGCUUAGAUGUAGCUAAGGUAGGGAAAAAGGGCACAUCCAUCACUGUUGUCCGGUGUUGUACUCCCAUGGGAAGUACCGGUUUCCUUGGUGGCAGGUGAUAAGAUUGCAUGCGUGGGUGUGUUCAUCCGAGAUAAUGUAAUAGACAAUGCAAUAAGCUAAGGCUAAGUCGGCGUGAAGUUACCGACCACAGGUGGUAAACGCCCAAAUCCUGGGCAAAACAUGGCGGGAAACAUGGAUUAUAGAAUUGUUUAGGAAUAUAUUUAUAUAGCCGUUAGUUACAACAUGAAAAUAUUGCCUAUAGGAUUUACGAAUGAAGAACCGAUACCCCGAAUGCCGGAUGCUGCGUGUGUGUGUGUUUGCGGACGGGGUUGUGAAAUAAAGGAAAAA
Anopheles nili is the source of this 2295-nucleotide messenger RNA. RefSeq names its product cholinephosphotransferase 1 (gene bbc). The transcript has 7 exons. The record is from RefSeq and is a predicted model, not a curated record. The coding region runs from base 1 to 1392 and encodes 463 amino acids. Gene Ontology annotation, biological process: phosphatidylethanolamine biosynthetic process. Lineage: Eukaryota; Metazoa; Arthropoda; Insecta; Diptera; Culicidae. Gene Ontology annotation, cellular component: endoplasmic reticulum membrane; Golgi apparatus. Gene Ontology annotation, molecular function: ethanolaminephosphotransferase activity; diacylglycerol cholinephosphotransferase activity.